AAGAAUUAGCGUGGUACGGUUCUUUCGCUCAUACUUGCAUAUUGAAGUCUUUGAUACUCAUUUAACUGCGAAGAAAAUAGUGUUAAAGUGGCUAAAGAGGCUCAAUCGAGUUGUUGACAUUGAAUUUGCCUACCGGCUGUUGUUUUUUUAAACGAAAACUGCUUAUAAAUAAUAGUUGCUUACUGCCAUGCAAGAGGAAAAGGCUUUCAACAUUGAAAAGAUGGAGGUCAAUGACUGGGUUGAAUACAAGUGCAAAACUGGUCAGACGCUGUUCAUUAAGGUUGCUGAGGGUCACAAGUGGCCUGCUGAAAGUAAAUCAAGUAGAAUAAUUGGACAAUGCAAGAGCUUCAGUUCUGUUGGAACCCAAACUGAUGAUAAAGACUGUGUGAAUGGAUGCACUUCGAUGUACAUCAACAACAAUACUUCAUCAAAUGCAAAUCAAGCAUCAAAAGAACACGAUAAUGGCCAUAGUGGACACCAAGAUUGUGUCCAAUCAUGCAGCAGUGUUGUCUCCAGACAGACAUCCUCUACUGACAAUACAUCGUAUGCCAGUGAUCUUUCUGCUGUGUUGAGGGUUUUGGAAGAGGAAUUUGAUCCUCCUGUAGAUGAAAGCGAAGUUUCAAGUAAUUCAUUAAAUGUUACUGAAAAUAUUCAAAAUAAAUCCAAGUAUACACUGAAUGGAAAUGAAAAGAAAUUUGUUGAUGUGAGGCAUGGUAUUCCUGGCAGUUACAACAUGGAGACUGGAAAUGAACUGARUGAAAAAACUGAACCUUUAAUGGUCAAAGAAACAACCGGUACUUCACACAUUGACAAUAAUCAAGUAGAACAAACAACAAAUGCUAAAGAUAGAGGAAACAGAGAGUUAGAGCAAGUACCUGAGACAGCGUUGACAAGUGAAGAGGAAGAUUUUCAGUGCAUGAAUUGCAAAGAAGUCUUCAAAUGCAAGACAGCAUACAAUGAGCAUCUUUUAACACAUCGCAGGCACAAAUGCCCACAAUGCGGCAAAGAAUACUCGUACAAGUUCUACUUGAAAUACCACUUAAUAACUCACAAACAGAGAAAUAUUAUGCAAGCAAUAAGCUGUACAUUUUGCGACAGAAAGUUCUCGAACCAAGAUGAGCAUGACGUGCAUAUCAAGGGGCAUGUGGGAGAGAAGCCAUACGUUUGCACACUCUGUGACAGAUCUUUUAAGUCUCGUAACAAUUUCAAAGCCCACCAACAGAGGAUCCACACAGAAAGAAGGAAGUACCAAUGCUCAUACUGCAAYCAGGCAUUUCAGCGCUCAGAUCAUCUUCAUCGUCACCUGCGCAAGCACACAGGAGAGAAGCCWCACAGAUGUGUAUUCUGUGGGAAGGCAUUUGGACGGAAAGACAAUUUGACAUGUCAUUUAAGAAUACAUAUGAAGUGACAUUUACCUAUUYAAAUAUUAAGUAAUUAUCCUCUUUAUUAAAGUUAUUUUAUGUUCUYUAUUUAUCAAAGAUAUGUUAGAGGUUGUAGUUACAGUUUUUGGAAAAUUUCACCUUCUAUAUAAUAAUUAUUUCUAUUAUAAUUAGUAUAUAUUUACAUUUGGUAUUUAGUAUUGAGUUCGAUAUUAUAUUAGGUAUUUAUAUUUAAAAGAUUAUUCAUGGAUAAAGAGCUAUUGAGUGUUGGGAGGACAGGGAUCCCAGUGCUUUAAGAAUACGUUAGGGAUCCUACAAAGUGCAAUAAUAUUAACAUUGUUUACAAAUAAAAAAAUACAUAACAAGUCAAUGGCUAUACAUAAUAUUUUAUUGGUUGAAUUUGAAUC
Exaiptasia diaphana is the source of this 1786-nucleotide messenger RNA. Its product is annotated as zinc finger protein 112. Gene Ontology annotation, molecular function: DNA-binding transcription factor activity; RNA polymerase II cis-regulatory region sequence-specific DNA binding. The transcript is spliced from 3 exons. The record is from RefSeq and is a predicted model, not a curated record. Bases 188 to 1408 code for a protein of 406 amino acids. NCBI's taxonomy places the organism in Eukaryota, Metazoa, Cnidaria, Anthozoa, Actiniaria, Aiptasiidae. Gene Ontology annotation, biological process: regulation of transcription by RNA polymerase II.